This is a messenger RNA of Ipomoea triloba (trilobed morning glory), 849 nucleotides long. RefSeq names its product dof zinc finger protein MNB1A-like. Gene Ontology annotation, biological process: regulation of DNA-templated transcription. The transcript has a single exon. The record is from RefSeq and is a predicted model, not a curated record. Gene Ontology annotation, molecular function: DNA-binding transcription factor activity; DNA binding. The coding region runs from base 1 to 849 and encodes 282 amino acids. NCBI's taxonomy places the organism in Eukaryota, Viridiplantae, Streptophyta, Magnoliopsida, Solanales, Convolvulaceae.
AUGGGGUUGAGUACUAAGCAGGUUUCGGGCGGGGAUCAUAAUCAUCAUCAACAUGGGAUUAUUGAGUGGGAAAAUCCCCAGAAUCCAGGUGGGAGUACGAAGUUAGAUCUCCCGACCGUACAACCUCAUCAAUCCGUACAGCCGCCGCCGCAAAAGGCGGAGCCUUUGAAGUGUCCGAGGUGUGCUUCGGAGAAUACUAAGUUUUGUUAUUACAACAACUAUAAUAAGUCCCAGCCGAGGCAUUUCUGCAAAGGCUGCAAGCGCCACUGGACGGAAGGCGGCACUCUGCGUAACGUCCCCGUCGGCGGCUCCCGCAAGAACAAGCGCCUCAAGACGCCGUCAAACCCUAACGCCGUUACCCCCGCCGUUAAGUCAUCAUCUCCCGCCGCCGCCACGUGUGAUAACCAAAAACCCGUUUUUUCCAGCGAAAACAAAAACCACGCGCCCAGUCUCUUCUUCCCCUCCGCCAUCCAAGCCGACCCGGUAAUCGGCGGCGCCGCCACGGCGUUCAACAUUGGCUCGACGCCGAUGGUUUUACACGACGAUCAAGAAACCACCAAACUCUUACCCUUUUCGUUUUCCAGUUUCUUUGAUCCGAUUUCUUGCUCGAUCCCUUCAUUCAACACCCAAUCCUCGUCCAACAACGCCUACAGCGACAUCAUAGUCGGAGAGCUCGAUAAUGUCGAGGAAUCCACCAUAACCACCGUCAUGCCAUUCACAAGCUCCGCCGUUAUUUCUCAGCCAUGGGACAUGGCGAACUACUGGAGCUUAAGCGAGAUUGAUUCCCUGGUUUCAGCUGAUCUCAAUAUUCCAUGGGAUGAUUUAGAGAUCAAGCCAAAGGGAAAGUGA